UGCCCUUCGGCCUGAGAUCUAUUUUAGCAUCACCAUGGAUACUCCCAGGUUUGGCGGUGACGGUUGGGAGUGACAGGCGAGCGCUAGGUGGCUGCUCGGCGAGGUGACGUCACGUGACCGCCUUCCACGCUGUCAGGGGGCGGGGCCUUAUGGCGGGAGAGGCAGUUGUGGUGCGCGCUCGCGCGGGCCCAGCAGAAAAUGGCGGCGAGUCUGUGUAAGAGCCAGCAAUGUUCCAUCGAGAGGCGCGGUUUUCGUCAGGAACUUGACUCGUGGCGGCACAAGCUCAUUCACUGUGUAGGCUUUGAGAGCAUUUUAGAAGGGCUCUUUGGACCUGGAUUACUGAAAGAUAUCAGCCUAUAUAAAGACUGUGAGCCAACGGGUGUAUGUGAUUGGUCCUUUGAUGAAAACUGCCUUUUCUGCUGCUUGAGAAGAGAAAAAGUCAAGGAACACUUGGCUGAUUUGCAUAAGCCAGUGACUGAUGUGGGGCCAGAAAAUUUACUUAAACAAGAAAAGUUAAGAAUUAUUCGGCUAGAAAAACAAGCUGAAGAAUUCAUCAAUGCGGUAUUUUAUAAGAAAGAUACUCCUAGGGUCUCGGACCCCAGUAUUCCUUUAGUUGCUCGUGAGAUCAUGCAGCGAAUGAUACGACAGUUUGCUGCUGAAUAUACCUCAAAAAAUAGCUGUACUCAGGACUCCAGCCAGCCCAACAGCACAAAUAACCAAAGCUUGCAGACUCCAUCACCUGGACAAACCUCUCCUCCCCCUGCAACUACUCAGAACCCAGUGCUAAGCAAGCUUCUGAUGGCUGACCAAGAUUCUCCACUGGACCUUACUGUUAAAAAGUCUCUUUCUGAAGAUGCUUGUGAGCAAGAUGGCGUACUUGACCUAUCAACUAAGAAAAGCCCUUGUUCUGGAAGCACGGCUUCAAGCAUUUCUCCAAGUACCUCAAACGCUAUAGGGAAUGGGCGUCCCGGGAGACCCAGCCAGCACCAUCCAGAUGGACUUCAACAGAGUGGUGAUGGGGUACCUCCAAGAAGUUUGAUGGAUCGAACCAGGGAAACAUAUGGCCACACAACUCUAAAAGUGCCAUUGGCUCGCUCCCUUCAGAUUAGUGAGGAACUUCUAAGCAGGAAACCAUUUUCUACUGCUGCUGGUCAUGGUUCACCUGGACUCCAAAAUCAUGGACAGCACUUGAUCCUAUCCAGGGAAGCUUCUUGGGCCAAGCCGCACUAUGAACUAAAUUUUGGCCGAAUAAAAUAUAGGGGUAAUGGUACACUCAGCAACAUCAGUGACCUGCCUUUUCUCACAGAAAAUUCAAAUGCCUUUCCGAAAACUGUUCAAAAUAAGCAUGAUAUAAAAAAGGAAAUGGGCCUUUCUUCUCCAGUUGAUUUAAAAAUUCCACAAGUUCGUGGCAUGGACCUUUCAUGGGAGUCCCGCAGUGGGGAUCUAUAUAACUAUAACUCUUUGGUAAUGGGUUCACAAACAGAGAGCGCACUUAGCAAAAAAUUAAGAACUAUCCUUCCAAAGCAAAAUAGGAGAAGUUUAUUGGAUACUACAGCAGAUUCUUGGAGCUCAGAUGUUGAGCAGUCUACCUCUGGACAGCCAUAUCCAACCUCAGAUCAAGAAGGAGACCCUGGCUCUAAGCAACCGAGAAAAAAAAGGGGGCGGUACAGACAGUAUAACAGUGAGAUAUUGGAGGAAGCAAUUGCAGUUGUCAUGAAUGGGAAAAUGAGUGUGUCAAAAGCCCAAAGCAUUUAUGGCAUUCCUCAUAGUACACUGGAAUACAAAGUGAAAGAGAGGCUAGGCACAUUAAAAAAUCCUCCAAAGAAAAAGAUGAAAUUAAUGAAGUUGGAGGAACAGGACGCAGUAAAGCGUGAACUGGAUCCUCCGGAUGAGGUGGAGGUUCCACAAAGUACAAAUGAAUCUAAAGAUUAACUGGCAUGCAGUAGAGUGCCAACUCUCUUUUUUUUAAAAUGUGUUGUGACAAAACUGGGCGAGCACUUGUGCUUUAGCAAAUAGUACACAUAAUACCUGUUAAACUCAACUGUGAAACUCACUGGAAGUUUUCAUAUAGAUAUUAAAAAGAGCAAGGAAAUGACAGGUGCAGAGGAAGUGCUCAAAAUCAUGCAAAAAUGUAAAUUUCCAAGCCCAGUACAACCCUGAAAUAUUGCUUUUCACUUUAAAUUUUUUUCCUCCUCCCCAGGCCUUUACGCAUGCUUUUCUAUCACCUAGAAAAUUGUUACCUCAGCAAGAAAACCUGUACAUGUAAACAUGGACUCUCCUAUUGAGCCUGCAUGUAUGGUGCUCUUAUCUAUUUUUAACUCUUGAACACAUGUCCACUUUAACUUAACUCCGUUUCAGGAUUUACAUCAACAUUCAACCCAUAUUUAGGAAAAGAAGUCCAAAACCGUACACGUUUACGUGUUUAUGCCAAAAUUGUCUGAAAAAAUGGAUUGUACUUCCAAAACAAAACAAAAAUGUGGAGGUUGCUACAAUUUUUCAGGGACUGCAAAUAAAAUGGCUUUAGUUGAGAAUGAUAAUGUGCUAAGAGCACAAAGCAGUUUGGGGGUCAGGACACCCCUGUAUGGCAUUAUUUGACAGCCUACAAGUAAGAGUGUUAUGCUCAAGCUUUACAUUUCAUAAACUUAGAAAUUCCUGAAUAAGGUGAUAUUUGUCCUGUCCUGGCACAUAUUGCGAAAUUGUUUAGAGGAAUCAUUGUGGGGGAGUCGCUUAUGACACUCCAAGAACCAUGCAAAACACAAAAGUGUAAUGUGAAGUCAAUGUGGGCUCACUACAGUUAAAAUAGCAGUUAAAUGAAUUGAAUAACACUAUAUUUUUUUUAAAUACAUGUUUUACAAGAAAGUCACACUUGGCUCCUACCUGCCAGCUUGGGUUCAGGGAUGAAGUUUUAAACACUACCUUAAAGCGUUUUCAGUUAAAUAAAACUACCUUUACAGUUAUUGUAUGGGAGAAAAUGGAGUUUCCUGUUCACCUCAGAGCAAGUAGCCUUACUCAGAAGACUAGCUCAUUUUAGAUUCAGGAAAGGUUCGUUUACACACAGCACGCCAUAUUAUAAAGAUACCACUGGUCUUUACACUCCCCCCCCCUCCUUGUGCAGGUAUUUUGUUUUCUUUCGUUUUUUUUAAUUAAGCUGUGUGGAUUUUCUUCUGUGAUCUGUUUAAAGGGAGUCUUAAAACUAUAACUACUGUGAUAUAUUUUCAGCUCAAGUUUCUAAACAGUACAACCUCAUAAUUCAUGUUUUUAGAAUGAAGUAUGCUUAUUGAUUGAAACAAUAGUUUUCUUGCUUAUGAAAAUAAUGGCUAAAAGAAGUGUAGUUUGUUGGGCUACUUAUUAUUAGAGUACCCACUGUCCUAUGUCUGUCUUCAGGUGAUACUGUUGGUAAGCACUCCACGAACCUCAGUUUUGUAUUACAUUUUUGUUCAAGUUUGCUCUUGCUCGAGCACUUUUCUUUGUCAAAAGAAUGUCCUAGAAGAAAUUUUAGAAUAUUGGAGGUUUUAUGUUUUAAAUAGCAGAAAUGAUUACUACAAGUUUACUCUUCAAAGAAUUUGGUUUUCUUUGUGUUAGGUGAACUGUUCAAAAUGUUUUAAGGGACAUUAUGCCUGGUGCAAUCUACAUGUUAGUGCUUUGUGACCUUAUAUAAAUAAUCCUCACUGCCUUUGGCAUGUGGUUCAUUCUUUUAACUGAAUAACAUGACUUGUUCCAUAUGGUGUCAUCUCAGGUAAAAUUUUCAGCUGACAAGGGCUGAAUACCACUUCACGUUGGUUAUCUCUAGUUUUCCUAUAGGCCCCAUCGGCACAUGUGGGGGUUCACCCAAAAUCUUCAGUAAUGAACAGGGCACCUAAACUGAUAAAGGCACACAAGCUGUCAAUGGUUCCCUUCAGGUAUAAUCGCUAAAUAAAAUGUUUAGGACUGUGGCCCACAUGUCAGUCCAUGUGCCUUGUUUUUAACUGAAGAUUUUGUAUUGCUGUGUAAAUUAGCUGCGCACACUAUUGCACCAGCAGCAUCUGACAUGAAGUCAAUGUAUAUAACAUGAAGGUCAUUGGCCAACCCAUAAGUGUCAGGAGCACACACUCCUGCACUUACAAUCCACUGUCUCACAGGUUCAAUAAUCAGAAAAGUUCAGUUUAGCCAUUAAGUUUGGUCAGAUAUGUAGCUAAUUUGCCUAUUUUGGUCUGUGGACCGAAAAAGCAUUCAGAGAGAAUAGGCAAUUGUAUAAGUAGCAGACUUUAACCUUUGCUUAAUUGUAGUUAAUUCCCAUAUUCUUAAGGCAAAUUAUAUAGAAUAACUAUUUCUCAUGAUGAUACUACAUUCCCUUGAAAGACUGUUUUUAUUCUUUGCUUCCUGUACUGCAGGCCAGGGAACUAACGGUUUAUGCACUCAGAUUGUUAGGUGACUAAAGAAUUCUACAUCCAGAUAAGCCCUUUUGGAAACAGACAGAGCUAGUUAUUUGCUAUCAUUGUGUCACCUCAAAAGCAGGUCAGAUUUAUGUAUGGUAACACUAACAUUAAAUUCCUGUGCAUUGUCAUGUUAGAUUUUAAAGGUUUACCCAAAAGUGUGAUACUGCGCUGGUACAGCGGUUGGGUAAGUUAUGGACUCUUGGGUUAUUGUAUACCUAGUUAAGCUUCAAGGGUAAUGGACAGUGUCAUUGUAUAUAUCUAGUACUCCUGAAAAAUGUACAGGACCUAGACCUGGAACUACUAAUUCAUAUAGCUACAGAUGAUGUGUUGUGUUUAACACAAUAUCUAGUUGUCUGCAUCUACAGGGAAUCCCCUUCCUGUUGUGGUAAGCAUUGCCCUUAAAUUAAAAUGAUCUGUGUGGAAUAAUCAGGUUUACAGAUACCCAUAUGUCCAUGUUUCUAGAAUUUAAAAAAAAAAAUUAUUUUCUAGGGAGACACAGUCACUAUGGUGUUAAUACCCUCUCAGGAAGGAGGUAUAGGGUGGUCUCCACCAGUUUGGGUGUCUGCUCUUUCCACUAGGGCCUUUGGGUGCCUUGGGCUUGCAGGAACCAGGCCUCAGUUGAGCAAUUUUGCAGGGCAGCAACCUGUUCGUUCACACAUUCACAAGUUUCUACAAGGUGGAUGUUUUUAACGUCACAAGUUGCUAGGUUUGGUAGGAAAGUACUGCAGGCAGCAAUGCUGUAUGUUCCUUCUCACCCCUGUUGGGUUGUGGUUGCAAUACGGUGGCUUUUGGAUGUCCCUGUGGUGCCUAUGCCCCCCCCUAGAAAAUACAGAAAAAAAGGAGUUUUUUUUUGUUUGUUUUUUUAAUAAAUGCUUUUCUCUGAUUUCUUUAGGCAGUCACUUACUGAUUCUGGUCAGUCCUGGCUUAGUUCCUUGUGUCUAGUUAGGCUGUCUGUUUUCCUCUUCGUGGGCACAGAGCCUGGAUAAUAGGGGGCUGGAGGGAUUUCAUGCUUUAGUGACCUGCCUCCUGAGGGGGGAGAGGGUUUCAAAAUCAAGGGGGUUUUUUCCCCCCUACAGAAAUCAGAGAAAAGGAGUGAAUGAAAAAUGGAAAAAAACAUUUUGCCACCCUAACAGUGCUGUUAAUUUCCUCCCAUGCUACAAAGGCCCUUAAAACACCUGGCAAACUUCAUCUAUCAUGAUGAGAUGACCUGUAGUUUUAUUACUUAUACAAUGCAGCUUAAAUAAUAGUUCAGCCGUAAAAAUAACUAAAACAAGGGUUAAUUGUCCUUUUUAAGAAUAGUUUUCCUUUCAUGUUUAAUUUUAUUUGUUCUAUAAGCAUGUUUUUAUUAAUACAUUAAAGGAUAGGUACACCAUUUUGCUAACAUAUCAUAUUCUUUUUUAUUUCCUAUGAGAUCUAAUCCAAAAAGGUAUAUAGGCAAAAUAUCUGCAGAAGUACUUUCAAAUGUACAUUCUUUGGAAUUACCAUUUUCCACAGUUGAAAAGGAAGAUGAUGCAGCCAUAUAUUUUGCGUAAAGCACUUGUAAGUUAUUCACCCUGUGUUCAAUAUUAUACUAUGUUCAUGUGAUUUUAGGCUUGUUUUGAAUAUGGGAUCUGCCUUUUUAUUAAAAUUAGUUUAAUUUUAUAUAUUUAAUAUAUAUCUCUUCCCCCUUAUGUAUGAUGGAUCACCUCCCACUUCCUGGAAUAAAGGUGCAUUAUGCAGGGGGGCAAGUAUUAACUAUGUUCUGCUUCAACAAUUGGAAUCCAGAAGGUGGAAUGAAGUGUAAAAUGAAAGUGGUUUCAGUCACGCAGUUCUGCAUUAUUUAGUGCAGUUUAAUUAAAACAGUAGGCAGAAUGCAUUUUCAACACAUGGCCUAGUUCAUGUUGAGAACAGGUGUGUACAGCACUUUUUAAAGGGGAUACUUUUGUCCCUGAUUAAAAUGAUUUAUCUGCUUCAGACUACAUUUUUUAGCCAUGUAAUAUGCCCCAAACAUCUGCAGUAAGGGAUGUUGUAGAUAACUCCUGCAGCUAUUUUUUUUUUUACUUACUGUAAUUUUAUCCAACAAUGCCGAAGCUGCUCACUGCAUAAAUGAAAGACUUGACAGCUGUUCACCAGACCAGCAGGACAUUUUUUGACCUUGAUUGCAGAUGUUGGUACAAGCUAGUUUGAAUGCCUUUGUAUUUGCAGAUUAACACUCAAAACUAUUUUUGAAAUACUUUACUAUCUGUAGUUUUACAAUAUUAUCUUCAGUCAGCCUACACUACUAUCUAAAGCCAUGUCUAAAUAUGUCAUUUGGGAGAAGUCUCAGACACGUAUCUUAAGGCGAACUAUGUAAACAUUAGGGCUGUGGCACUUAAGACGUACUACUACAAGUAGCUAAAAUUAAAUCUGUACUAAUCACUUUUAUUGGCUGAAAUAGAAAUCACAGCUUUGAAUCUUUGUCAUUUGAAACAUAUGGAGGCCUGUUUUUAGGUGACAGCUGCGGCACCUUGUGUGCCAUAGACUUUAGAUUUUUUUUUCUUUUAUGGGUGACAAUCAAGUAACAUUGAAUGGUGUGCCUAGCCUUUAAUUGGUUUCAACUUCAGCAUUAAUGUGUAGUACUUAUAGAUUAGGUCUGUAAAUAUUUUACUGCUCCUUGUUUGCUGUAAAAGUUUUAUUUUUUAGAAAAAGUAAACACCAAACCUCCUUAGCUGUAAAUUCCCAAGACCUGAAGAUUGUAUAGUCUUGUCUGAAAUGUUUAAACAUUCCACUUAAAAUUGGUGUGACUUUCAGGUAAUUUAGGUUAUUUCUUUACAGAGAACUUUUUAAACAAGUAACAGCAUUUUCUCCAAAGGUCACUUGUAAAAAUUCCUAAAGCAUAAAUUUAGUAGAAAGCACUAAUUGAAUUGCUUACUGCAAUACAAAAUAGCCAUUACCAUUGUGCGAGGCAUGGUUAAGAUUAGUGGUCCCUUGAAUAUUUCAUAAACAUUUUAAAACGAAGCUGCUGACUAUUUCAAAAAGAUUUAUAUUUUAUCUUGUAGAUUUUGUAAAGUUUCACUAUACUAUUCAGGUGCACCUUCUUAAUGCUAAAUUCUAAUUUAAGCAUACCUUCUGCUUCAGUGCUUUUGUAUUCACAUGUUUAUAUUGGUUGUGUGCCCUUAUCCCCCUAUUGCUUGCAUUUUCCCAAAGUGUUGAUGAAUCACAGAGAGUCCACGAGAUCUUAAAGGCUAGAUCGGUUUCACCAUUUUUUUCCAGUUUAGUUUGGUAUUUAUGCAAGUGCACAAUUCCAAAUGAGAAUUUUAAGUCAUUUGAUUACUUGAACUCUAAUGCUGUAAAUUAAGCCCAAUUUUAGAAAACGGGGAGCUAGUAUUUCUGUGAUUUAUAGGUAUCUGAGCAGGAUUAUGACUGAAGAUAUGCAAAGUACUAGCGAAAAUAGAAAUGUUUAUAAUUAACUGUGAGCCAUAAUAUACCAAAACAUGGUCAACUUGAAGCUAGUUUGAAACUGUUUUUGUUGUGCCCACUUUAAAGCCAGACUAAAGCAAUGAACCUGGCUACCUCCGUAACAUGCUUCUAUAUUUACAGUGGAAAUAUUCUGUAAAAAAAACCCUCAAACAUCUGUCACUAACAAAAUUGCUAUGGUAAUAAUCUUGUCAUAAUAGCCUGUUUUUAAGACAUAGUUUUACCUUGUAACGAUUGUAACCUUUUCUAUUAAAAAAAAAAAAAAAAUGCCAUGCACCAUGAGCUGUUUCUAUGUCCUUUCACUGAGAAGUGAUUGGUUAGGCCUCUGUAUAUAACUUUUGUCCAGUGCAGUGUCACUUUUUUUUAAUCACUAAAUGGAAUUAUUUUUGUGUACAGAAUAAAAAAAAAAUCCAUACCUCAAAGUUGAACUUAUUUUUAGACUUUUAAAUUAGGUUUAGGUUGAGGAGACAAGUGAUGGCGUUAGUCUUUUUGUUAAGGGAGAGCAGUGCAAUUUUAAUAAAGCCGUUUAUGACAGCCAUAUGCAGGCAGGGGGAAUGUAUUACUGUGUCGCUGAAAUGUCCAGUUUUUUAACAAUUGAUGCAUCCAUUUAUCUUCGUUAUAAUUAGUAGUUUCAUAAUACUCCCUUCCUAGUUGCAGGCUUUCCACCAAUAGGGGAAAAGGCUAGUGGAUGUGCUUACAGUUGUCAGCCAAAUAUUGCAUUGGUCGUAAUUGUUAACUUUAUUGAUGUAUGGAAAAUUGUUUUCUGUUGGCAUGGCACAAACCUUUCAUGCAAUCCUCUUAUACCCAAUGUUGGACUUACAGACCUUAUCAGUAAGACCUAAGAAUUAGAUACAUGCAAAUAAGUGCAAGUAUUAAGACCCUCUUCUCUGGGGGCAUGUACAUACAGGCAUUUUGAACUGACCAUUGAAUGCAGGGGUUAUAUGUAUCGUAAAUAAGUUUGGCUGCUGCAAAUGUGUAUUAGUAUUGCAUAUAUAAAAAUCAUUGUAAAUUUUCCAUACGGUAAAGGUACUACAUUUGUGUUGUGGCCAUGUUCUUUUCACUAUAAGUAGAGCCCAUGUUUUGCUUUGUGUUUAAGCUCCAAAUCUUGGCUACGGUGAAAAAAACACGAUGUUCAAUUUAAGGCUUUGGGGGGCAGAUGCAGGUUAACUUUAUGUAGGAAACCAAAUUAUAGUCUGCCUUUUAGAAGCCAAGCCAAAACAAUUGUGUCCCACCUUAUAAAUGUUGGGUAGCUUUGUUCUUUUAUUUCAGAUUGUCUUAAAAUGCAAAUGCAGAGUUUUCUUGAUACUACAGGUACUUUUCUUUUUCUGCUAUAAUAAUCCUUACAAACCGUACACUUUUUUUUACGUAACUUUUCAAAUGAUAGCAGUAAGUAACAAAAGAAUCAAUUACUAAUUUAGAAAGCACUUUGCAGCUCUAUUAAAGAGAAGAAGGGCUUAUUGGCACUUUUUCUGUUACAGCACUACCUGUUUGUCUUGAUUUUUAUUUUUUGGGAAUGUAGGUGCUGUUUUCUGUGCUCCGCAGUCUUACUAAGUGAUAUUCCAUUUAAACUGUAAGGUGAAGGAACAACACAAUAUACUUUCUACAAAUAUUUUAGUGUUAAAAAUUAUCUGUGAAAUCCGAAUUAAUCCAACUCCUAAAAUUUUUGGAAAGUUGACUUUAGAUGUUUAUUUCUAUUUAACGUGUGGUCCUUAAGGGAUGCAGAAACUGAAUGGUAUCGUACUAUACCAGCACAAAAUCUCCAAAUAAUGAGAUAGCAAAAGAAUUGAGGGCCCUUGGAUACAUUUGAUUGUAAUUUUAAUGAAUUUACAGAUCUUUAAUAUUGGGCAAUUUGCCGGCUUUUGGAGUUUUUAAAAGUUGAGUUGUAUCAUCUGUCUCCCAUUAUUGCAAAUAUAAAUGGGGAUGUAUAUGUUUAGCAGCAACCUGCUAUUAGAAUGGAAGCAUUUUCUAUAAAAUACACAUAAAUGUUUUAGCCUGUGUGUAACCUCUGCUUUUUGGGAUAUAUGGGAUUGCUUUUGCUGUUCUCGUUCUACAAUGUAAAACUUAGGAAUUCAACAUAUGUACACACUGCUUAAACCCUCAGGGACAGUAUACUCACUAAUCUCACACUAUUCAGGUACUUGUACUCUAUUUUAAAACUUAGCAGUGACUUUUAUCUUUUGCUUUUUUUUUUUCUUUUUUUCUUUUUCGUUUUUGCGUGCUUGUAGCACAUCCUUGAUGAAUGUCAAGUUAAAAACUCACUUCAGGUAUCCAGGUAUAACUCAGCCAAACGGAUUUAAAAGCUGCAUAGUAACUCUUCAGCACACAGUGCCUCAGACACUUAUAGUGGCAUUCUGUAUAUUCAGUUAUUACUACUGAACAGAUAUUAUGGGGUUCCUGUUUUUUUUUUUUUUUUUUUUUUUUUUACAGCCUAUACAGCCAACCAUAUAAUUAUACAAUAUAUUAUUUCAAGGAGGUAAGUUUUUUUUUUUUUAAUUCUAGCCUUUGAAAAUUUGUUUUCUAAUCAUGUUAUACAUAUAAUGAUUGUUUAAUAGUAGAAUUUUCAUUUUAAAAUUUUUUUCACAGAAACUGUUCUGUGGGACUUUAUCUAUUCUUACAAAUCAUUUGCUUUUUCAUAAAAAUAAAACAUUAUUUAUUAUCUUCCAACUUCAAAACACUCCAGCUUUUUUGCUAAUUUACAUUCAAUGACUACUAAUACAUUUUGAUUACCGUAUCAUCAAAAAUAAAACAGGAACCCCUUUUUACUCUUAUUGACCUCAUUUCAAUAUACUGUUUACAGUUUGACAGAAUUGUAUAAUUUAAUAUUUCUCUUGUACUGUAGUUUAUAUUUAUUUACAGAUUUUUUUUGUACUGUGUGAUUUGAGCUUUUUGUUCUUGCUAUGAUCAAUGUCUUUAUGUAGUAGAGCACUUAUGAUCACAAUUACUUUUUUGUUUUGAUUGCACUACAUAAUUUUUUUUAAUGCAGUUCUGAUUUUGACUGGACUUAAAUAUGUCUUAAUGUAUGUGAUAAGUACUUUAAAUUGAAAGAUCCAUGUGGUUCAUUUUUUUUUUUCUUUUAAGCAUUGUAUGUUGAAAGCGCUGAUUCUGUCGUUGUGCAUGUGUAAAUUUCUAAUGGUUCUUUGUAUUAUUUGACCAUGUCAUUUUAAAACAAAAUACAUUCCCAGCUGUAUUGUUGUGUAUGGUAGUUCUCACUGGAUGCUAGACUUUUCAAGACCACUAUUCUUCUAAUAAAUUUGUUGUGAAAAAUUUUCAAAAA
Messenger RNA from Xenopus tropicalis (tropical clawed frog), 11124 nucleotides. It is a transcript of the gene lcor, whose product is annotated as ligand dependent nuclear receptor corepressor. Gene Ontology annotation, molecular function: DNA binding. Gene Ontology annotation, cellular component: nucleus. The coding region runs from base 199 to 1932 and encodes 577 amino acids. The transcript is spliced from 7 exons. The record is from RefSeq and is a predicted model, not a curated record. NCBI's taxonomy places the organism in Eukaryota, Metazoa, Chordata, Amphibia, Anura, Pipidae.